This is a messenger RNA of Brachypodium distachyon (stiff brome), 1986 nucleotides long. RefSeq names its product G-type lectin S-receptor-like serine/threonine-protein kinase At2g19130. NCBI's taxonomy places the organism in Eukaryota, Viridiplantae, Streptophyta, Magnoliopsida, Poales, Poaceae. The record is from RefSeq and is a predicted model, not a curated record. Gene Ontology annotation, biological process: protein phosphorylation; recognition of pollen. Bases 126 to 1742 code for a protein of 538 amino acids. The transcript has 2 exons. Gene Ontology annotation, molecular function: ATP binding; protein kinase activity.
CAUCAUGCAUCUCCUCGAAGUUUUCACCUUGCUCUUCUUCCUACUCAUCCCAGCAAUUUCUGCCACAACGGACACCAUCUUGGCUGGCCAAGCACUUGCCUUCAACGACAAGCUCAUCUCCAAGAAUGGCAGGUCAGUUGAAGGUAUUCAUUUGGUCCGAGGGCUUACAGGAUUGGACGAUGAUCGGUGUCAACCCAAAAGAAAUAUGUGAUGUCUAUGCAAUUUGUGGACCUUCCACAAUAUGCAAUGCUUAUGGCAUUACACACUGCAAUUGCAUGGAGGGCUUCUCUGCAACAUCCUCCGAGGACUGGGAGUUAGAUGAUCGAACCAGUGGGUGCUCACGAAAUACCCAGUUAGACUGCAUCAGAACCAAAAGCACAACACGUACAACAGAUAAGUUCUACCCCGUGCCAUGUGUCAGCUUGCCGCAAAAUCCCACAGAAGUAAAACCUGGUACAAACACGAGUCAGUGCUCACAAAUUUGCCUGAAUAAUUGCUCUUGUACUGCAUAUUCCUUCAGCGACAACGAAUGCUCUAUGUGGCACAAUGAAUUACUCAAUGUAAGACAACUACAAUGUAGUGGCAGUACCAAUUCAAAUGGAGAAACUCUUUACCUUCGCCUUUCUGCUAAAGAUGUUCAAAGUUUCAAAAGUAACAGAAGAAGGAUUUUUAUUGCACUUCUAGCUGGUAUAAUCAUUUGUGCUCUAGGCUUAUUUGCACUCAUUCUCGUGCUAAUGAUUUGGAGAAACAAAAGGAAGAACUCUCGUUGUCUAUCUGACGGUGCUCAAGGUUGUAAUGGAGGAAUCAUUGCAUUCAGAUACAACGAUUUACGAAGUGCAACAAAAAAUUUCACGGAUAAGUUGGGGGGAGGCAGUUUUGGUUCUGUAUUCAAGGGUCUUGUAAAUGACUCAAUUUCUAUAGCAGUGAAGAGGCUUGAUGGUGCUUAUCAAGGGGAGAAGCAAUUCAGAGCUGAAGUGAGCUCAAUUGGAGUUGUCCAACACAUAAAUUUAGUUAAGCUUGUUGGUUUCUGCUGUGAGGGUUCUAGGAGGUUGCUUGUUUAUGAACACAUGCCAAAUCGCUCUCUUGACGUCCAUCUAUUUCAGAACAGCUAUACUACGUUGAAUUGGAAAUCUAGGUAUCAGAUAGCCCUGGGGGUUGCCAGAGGGCUAGCCUACUUGCAUGAGAGCUGUCGAGACUGCAUCAUACAUUGCGAUAUCAAGCCAGAAAACAUACUUCUUGACGCUUCAUUCCUUCCAAAAGUUGCAGACUUUGGAAUGGCAAAGCUUUUAGGAAGGAAUUUUAGUGGAGUCUUGACAACAGUGAGAGGCACUGCAGGGUACCUUGCGCCUGAAUGGAUUACUGGUGUUGCUAUUACACCAAAAGUUGAUGUUUAUAGCUAUGGGAUGGUGUUGCUAGAAAUAAUAUCAGGAAGGAGGAACUCAAACGCAGCAUGUUCUAGUGGUGGCGACCUUGAUAUUUAUUUCCCAGUGCAUGCUGCAUGCAAACUUCUUGAAGGAGAUGUCGAGAGUUUGGUAGAUCACAGGUUACAUGGUGAAGUCAAUUUUCAUGAGGCUGAAUUGGCUUGCAAGGUCGCGUGUUGGUGCAUCCAAGAUGAUGAGUUUGGUCGACCAACAAUGAGGGAGGUGGUUCAGAUUCUUGAGAGGCUAGUUGAGAUAAGGAUGCCCCUGAUACCAAGAAUGCUUCAAGUUAUGACUGAAAGUCCGCAAUCAACAUGCUCAUAAUAUUUUUGUUCAAGGGAAACUAGAUGGAGUGCUGGACUGUGCGUUCUAAAUGUUAUAAUGCAUAUGUCUAUAUUUUAAACUAUAGUUGUAUACUUAUAUUUAUUAUUCAAAUAUAGGGCCCAUGGUUUGAGAUAGUGAUAUUUCUUAUGAUGUUGUAAAGUUUGUAAUGUAUAUCGUUGGAUAGUUAUAAUAUGGACUCAUAACAAGCCAGGCGUCAUAAAUAUUCCUCUUCUUUCUCUGCCUA